Schistocerca serialis cubense is the source of this 576-nucleotide messenger RNA. RefSeq names its product protein yellow-like. Gene Ontology annotation, cellular component: extracellular region. The record is from RefSeq and is a predicted model, not a curated record. NCBI's taxonomy places the organism in Eukaryota, Metazoa, Arthropoda, Insecta, Orthoptera, Acrididae. The transcript has 2 exons. Bases 2 to 472 code for a protein of 156 amino acids.
CAUGCCGGACGGCAUCGAUGGAGUGUCCGCCGAUGAGAGCUGCGAUGGCAAACUCUACUUUCAGGCGUUCGCCAGCAACAUCCAGGGCGUUGUCGACAAGCAGGUCAUCCGAGAUGCAUGCGACGGGGAUGUUUUGGACAUCAAGACGCAGGUUGAUCUGCCAGGAGAAAUAUCUGGGCCGAGCGGAGUAAUAGCGGUGGAUCCGAAGGGACAGUUGCUAUUCUUCCCUGUGCUAGAUGAACUGGCCAUCUACUGUUGGAAUACGAGCAAGCCUCACGACCAAAAGAACUUUCGCCUGAUCAUUAAAGACGAUGAAAAUCUACAGUUUGUCAGCAGCAUCAACAUAGACCAUGAAAAACAAGUACUAUAUAUAAUGAGCGAUCGAUUAACAUCCUAUCUAUCAAAUACCACCGACUGCUCUGAUGACAACUUCCAAAUUUUGUAUAUUGACAUCAAGAAUAUAGAAUGUUAGUUCUAUGUGUAACAGAUUUUGUUUUGUGAUUUCGAAGGAACUUGGUGCCUCGGCAAGAUCCAUCGGAUGUAAUUACCAUUGUAUGAUAUAUUGAGAAGAAUGAA